UUUUAUAUUGGUCUGUCAACCGCCAUUAAACUCCAGAAGAAGAAGGCUUUUGAGUCGUUCGGUUUUUUAUUUAACGUUAAUUGAUAAUGUCUGCUAAAUUAAACGCCCUUUUCAGCGAUUCGUAUGUUGACAUAAGCCAAUAUAGAGACCAACAUUUCAAGGGAAACCGCCAUGAGCAGGAGAAGCUGUUGAAACAGAGCUGUACGCUGUACGUAGGCAAUCUGUCCUUCUACACCACAGAGGAGCAGGUGCACGAGCUCUUCUCUAAGAGUGGAGAUGUCAAGAGGAUCGUCAUCGGUCUGGAUAAAGUCAAAAAGACUGCCUGUGGUUUCUGCUUUGUCGAAUAUUACAGUCGUGCUGAUGCAGAGAAUGCCUUGAGAUUUAUUAAUGGCUCCAGGCUGGAUGACCGGAUCAUCCGAACGGAUUGGGACGCCGGCUUCAAAGAAGGAAGACAGUACGGCCGGGGGAAAUCAGGUGGACAAGUCAGAGAUGAAUACAGGCAAGAUUAUGACCCAGCGAGAGGGGGUUAUGGAAAACUUGUGCAGAAAUCUUGAACCAUUUAUGUACCUUUUACAGGUCAGAGAUGAAUACAGGCAAGAUUAUGAUCCUGCCAGGGGUGGUUAUGGGAAGUUAGCUCAGCUUCAGAAGGCACCAGAGGGACUUCAAAAAUUUUAGUUUUUCACACAAUGGGAUUAUGGAGUGAAUCUGUGAAGGCUGUUUUGAUGGUAAUGUACAUAUUAGAGCAGAAAAGCAUGAGUUCAUUAGUAGUGUCCAUUGCCUCAUUCAGUGUAGCCCUGAAGGUGUUUUGUUUGUGUGCGUGUUCUUUUUUUAAUAAAUUUGAAAAUGUUGUAAUCUUUGUCCCUUUCUGUGUGAUUCCU
This is a messenger RNA of Triplophysa rosa, 878 nucleotides long. It is a transcript of the gene ncbp2, whose product is annotated as nuclear cap binding protein subunit 2. Gene Ontology annotation, cellular component: nuclear cap binding complex. The transcript has 4 exons. Bases 87 to 554 code for a protein of 155 amino acids. Gene Ontology annotation, biological process: mRNA cis splicing, via spliceosome. Lineage: Eukaryota; Metazoa; Chordata; Actinopteri; Cypriniformes; Nemacheilidae. Gene Ontology annotation, molecular function: RNA cap binding. The record is from RefSeq and is a predicted model, not a curated record.